AUGGUGCUGAGUGGCAAAAUGUCGCCGCGAUGCCCGCUCGCGCUGCAGCUGCUACUGCUGGCCGCAGCGCUCGCCAACCAGAUCGAGGACAUACCUCACAAUGAAGUCAAGAAUUGGGCGCUCAAAUUCGGCGUGGACCUGUGGGAGUUCGGCCGCCACUUCACGAAGAUGAACCAAAUACAAAACAAAUACCACGAGUACAACGUUGAGGUGGUUCGCAAAGAUGGGCUGCUUCUUGUACGCGAGCUGGCGGCGGAGGUGAAGAACCAUAUGGACUUCAAGAUAAACGCCGUCAUGCGCAUCAUGGACUCGGCCGAGGCGGCGGCCCUGUCGCCCGCCAGCAGCGCGCUGGACGGCAGCCCAGGGUCGUACUUCGACGCGCGCUGGCUGAACGUGCACGCUGACGACGGCACCCUGGCCGCGCGUGCGCGCCGCCUGGUGCUCACGCCGAGCAGACACUUCGACCACAUCGCCGUAAACACUACGUACAGCGCCGUGCUCAUGCCGCCGUACAUCGACAUCGGAGAUGCAGAAGUAAAGAAUCAAAUAUACUGGUCGGAGCACUUAGACCCGCUGUUUAUGAACAACUAUGAGAUCGACCCUACGCUAUCUUGGCAGUACUACGCCUCAUCAACGGGCUUCAUGAGGCGAUAUCCAGCAAUGUCCUGGCCCCCGGAAGACGGUUACUCGCACCACGCGAGGGACUUCUACGACUUCAGGUCGUCCAACUGGUUCGUCGAGGCGGCCACCUCGCCGAAGGACUUGGUCAUCCUGAUGGACGACUCCGAUGACCUCGGCUCCUCGUAUCGGCGGCUGGCGAAGGCCACCGUGGCCGCCCUGCUCGACACCCUCGGACCGAAUGACUUUGUUAACGUGUACCGUUACAGCGACACGAUAUCUGAAGUCCAUCCAUGCUAUACGAAGAUUUUGGCCCAGGCUGUACCUGAAACUUUGCGUGAACUGAAAACCUCACUUUGGGCUGCGGAACCGGCCGGCGGAGUGGCCAACUUGACCGGAGCUCUGACGACCGCCUUCGAGAUACUGCAUCGGUACAACCGUACCGGCCAGGGUUGCCAAUGCAACCAAGCGAUAGCGGUAGUCGGUGCUGGUGGUGGCGCCGGUGGAGUGAAAGGAGUGUUCCGCGUGUGGAACUGGCCCCACAUGCCCGUCAGGAUAUUCACGUACCGAGUUGCCGGCGACGCGGCCGCUGGACAUACCAUGAAAGAUAUGGCGUGCACCAAUAAAGGUUUCUAUGUCACCAUCAACAAUCACGCGGAAAUCAGACACAAAGUUCUACAUUUCGUCGAGGUGCUUGCAAGGCCGCUCGUAAUGUACCAAACGAUCCAUCCAGUACACUGGAGCCCCGUCUACGUCGGCGGAAGGAGUAGUAGCCUAGCUGACGAUGGAAUGGGACAAUUGAUGACAUCAGUUACAGUGCCAAUCUUCGACAGGAGAAAUCAUACACAAAGAGAAGCCAAUCUACUUGGUGUGGUUGGCACAGAUGUGCCUGUCGAUCAAAUAAAGAAGCUCGUGCCACCGUAUAAGUUGGGAGUGAACGGUUACUCGUUCAUGGUGGAUAACAACGGGCAUGUUUUGUACCAUCCUGAUUUAAGGCCUCUGCACACUAAUGAAGAGUACACAGAGACUCUGCGCCCACUUUACUCGAGUGUCGACCUCACCGAUGUGGAGCUACUUGUCGACUCCGACGAGAACUCGCGAGUCAACCUUACCUCGUUGUUGCUAGAUCUCCGCCACGACAUGAUAGAGCAGCGCGAGGGCGAAACCGAGAUAGGGGUGAAGGUGCAGUACGACGGCAUGAGGCGCGUGGCCACCCGCCGCCAGCGCUACUUCUACGGCCCCGUUGAGGGCACGCCCUACUCCUUGGCGGCGGUGCUGCCCGACGGCUACGGAAUGUACGAGCUCCAGGCCGAGCAGGAGAUCAAGCACAGCCCGUUCAAUGUCACGGAAUACUUUAAAGGCGACAAUUGGAAGGUUCACCCUGAUUGGGUGUAUUGCGAAUACGCAUCAACUUCGGACCAAGUGUUCAACACCCCUGAGGAGCAGCUAGAUAGAGAUUCCUAUUAUUGCGACAAAACUUUAGUACAAUCACUCGUGCGGGACGCAAUGGUAAUAAAAGAAUUGGACGCUCACACAGGACACGCAAACCAUCACUCCCACCCGAUAGCGACUUUAAUGGCUCUACUGACAAGGCAAGGUCGCUUCCACAAGUUCGUGGUGACGCUGUCGUUCAUCGCCACGCGUAGCGGCCUGCUGAAGUGGACCGACAACACGAACAGCUCACGCAACGCCGAAUCCUCCGAGCCGCACUUCAGCGAGAAGUACGGGCGGGCGUUCGACUCGGAGUGGUACAGACGGGCGGUGGAGCACCACGCGGUGGAGCCGGAGAGCUUCGUGUUCUCCGUGCCCUUCCGUGACAUGGAACUGGACGAGCUCGCGCCGCCGCCGCUGGUGAUGGCCACGCACGCGGUCUUCGUGGAGUCCAGGGGCCACCGGGCGCCCGCCGCCGUCGUCGGCCUCCAUUUCCAGCUGGACUCGCUGGUCAAGCAUUUCCUGAACGUCACCUCCACGUGCACUGCCGGUAGCGUGUGUAAAAAGACGUGCGCCGGCGAUGAGCUUGAUUGCUACAUUUUGGAUGACAACGGGUUCAUCAUCCUCUCCGAGGACACGACGCAGACGGGUCGGUUCUUCGGGCAAGUCGACGGCACCAUUAUGGACUCACUAGUCCAGGACAAGAUAUACAAGAAGGUCACCGUCCACGACCACCAAGGGCGCUGUCCCGAUCCUAGGAACCCGUUCAGCGGCGACGGAAAUAAGUUAACCCCUAUUAGGCCACUAUCUUGGAUGGGCAGCUAUCUGGCCAACUUACUGGCCGUUUGGUUUCCACUCUGGGAGACUGUACGAGCCCGGACAAGCCGCUACGCUGAUGAUGACUUAGACGCCGACUACGAAGACUACGAGAAAGAAGACAUGGAGUACGAGGACGUUAGCCGCGACCCGGGGCCAUACGAGAUAAUAGUGGAUGGCAACGGGGGAUCGGCAGUGGGGCGGGAGGGGCGGGAGGGCCACGAGGCGUGGGAGGGGCGGGAGGGGCGGGAGGGGCUACCGCGGGAGGCGCCGCGGGAGGCCGCGCGCUCCGCCGCCGUCCGCCCUUGCGACACCAGCGCCGAGCUGUUCACGCUGCAGUCGGCCAGACUGAACACCGCUCAGCCCCUAAAGGGGAAACUCACCAACUGCCACAACUCCGGCUGCGAGAGGCCGUUCAGCGUGCAGAAGAUCCCGCACAGCAACCUGAUCCUGCUGGUGGUGGACACACUGUGCCCCUGCGGCGCCAAGAGGCUGGACGUGAGGGCCCGCGAGGCGCCGGCCCGUGCCGUCUGCCGACGCCACGCGCCCAGCGCACACCGCCGCCGCCCGCGCCUCUGCGUCUCCUACCACCCAGAAGAAAUCGAAAUUUUAUCAUGUGGACGCGGGGCUUCUUUCCGGCCGUUGGCGUUCCUGGUGCUUAUGUUGCCAAUAUGGCCGCGGCUCGCCACG
Messenger RNA from Iphiclides podalirius (scarce swallowtail), 3555 nucleotides. NCBI's taxonomy places the organism in Eukaryota, Metazoa, Arthropoda, Insecta, Lepidoptera, Papilionidae. The record is from the annotation of a GenBank genome assembly.